AUGGACCUACGACGCGAGGAUGACUCCAGCACCGCAAGACAGGUCUUCAGAGACUGGUGCGACGCCCGUUUUCAAGGCAACCUGCCGCUGGCCCUCUCCGCUCGCAUCCCGCUCGAGGUCUUCGAGUUCCUCAUCGACGAGAUGGAUCCUCCCACAUUGGCCGCCGCAGCGCUGGUCUGUGCACCAUGGUACCCUCGAGCGAUGCACAACCUCUACCACGGCGUCGAUAUUCGCCGCGGCGCGCGCUUCAACAUGUUGUUCAAGCAGUACCACACAUCUCCCCGUGUGAAGCAGCGGCUCGCAAACACAUGUAAGCUGAUAGUAGAUGAGGAUGCCCUUCGUUUCAUCCGCACGGAUCUCGUCCUCGCCCUAUCGAGGUUCAAGUCUGUCAACUCGUUGACGCUUGACCAAUGUCGGUUGAACAAGAUCACGCAGCUGCGGCGGAUCGUGUCUGCCUUCCCCCAGCUUACCGAUUUCACCAUGCAUAGUAUCCAGUUCGCUGAGCAAGGUGCUGCUAGUUACACGGGAGCCUCGUUAUUUCAGCCAUCAUCUCACGCGCGUCUUCGAUACCUCGACGUCAGCGUGUACGAAGAACGCAUGCCGAUGUUCAUUAACUGGAUGACAUGUUCAAGUCUCUGCACCUCGCUUACGGAUCUGACAGUCCGGUUUGACGAUCCCUCGAUGGUACAGACCCCUCUUCAAAAACUCCUCGAAACGGUGGGAGCAUCGUUGACCUAUUACCGCGAGGACUACGAUAUCAAUGGCCGUGGCCACGUCAAUCUGUCGCAGAACACCGCCUUGCGAUUCUUAGACUUCGGGUCGCAUCGCGUCAAACACGAGGGCGAAGAUCAGGGGCAGGGCGCGUGGACCAAAACAACGGACGAAUUACACGGCAUCUUCUCCACCAUCCGCAGCCAUCCACUCGAGCACAUCGAGUUCCGCGUUCACGUUAGCUUUGAUAACAGCAUUCUCGAGCCUGAGCAGCCCGGCGUUGUCCUCGAGAAGCUUGACCGGCGGGACCUGCAUAGGGUCAUGGGCCAGCCAUACUUCGACGCCCUGAAGAUAGUCGAGGUGAAGAUGUACCUGGUGCCUCAGACAUACUGGGCCAGUACCCCGAGAGCUUGCGACAUCGUCGAUCAGAAGCUCGUGACCAUGUUCGGUGGCAUUUUGCAGCCAUGGUCUGCCCGUGGUAUAGUCAACGUUACCUAG
Messenger RNA from Fomitopsis serialis, 1209 nucleotides. RefSeq lists its product as uncharacterized. The transcript is spliced from 3 exons. Lineage: Eukaryota; Fungi; Basidiomycota; Agaricomycetes; Polyporales; Fomitopsidaceae. The record is from RefSeq and is a predicted model, not a curated record. The coding region runs from base 1 to 1209 and encodes 402 amino acids.